GCAAUUUCUGUUAGUGAAAUCUUAAUCGACCAAUUAUUAUUCUAAAUUACGAAAUGCAUUUUACUGGGAUUAUUGUGUUUACGCCUUAAAACUCAGUUGUCGAUUCCAUAAUAAUGAGCCUCAUCAUUAUCAUUUCUAACCUUUUUUGAUAUCUGUAGAGCGAGGUUAUAAAAUUAUCACUACUUACUUAUUGAAUACUGAAUUAUUUUUUUUACAAUCGAUUCAUACUAUUAACUUCAAAAAAUGCAUUUUUUAACUUCAAAGUAUUUCCAUUACAUUGCUCAAGUAUCUAAAUGAAAUAUGCACUAAAAAUAAUUGUUGCCACCCAAUGGAGCGUUUGCUUAAUACUACUGUCAUUAAUAUUGUUAUUAUUGCUAUCGUCACAGUCAUCAUUUUUUGAUAAAUAUAUCAAAUUUUCUACUUACAUUAAAUCCAUAAGUGAUCAAAACUUCAUUUUAGUGAAUUAUACAUUUAAAGAAACCAGUAUAACGUCCAACAUACAAUUUGGAUUCUUUGGUUUUUUGAUAUUCAAGCUAAAUCCAUAUAUUAUGGCUUCAUCAAAUCUAGGAAUACAAAUCGGAUCAGCAUGGUUUCAAAAAAAAAUUAAUCUCCGACCACAGCAUCGUGGUGUUCACCUCGUUACUGAAGAGAUUCUCCGACAAGUACCGGAGCUAUGUCAAUUUGCAAUCGGUUUAUGUCACAUACAAAUCCUCCAUACUUCGGCAAGUUUAGCUCUCAAUGAAAGUUGGGACCCUGAUGUCAGAGAUGACAUGGAAAUGAUGUUAAAUAAAAUUAUUCCAGAAGAAAUGCCAUAUAGACACAGUUGUGAAGGUCCUGACGAUAUGCCGGCACACGUCAAAGCCUGCUUUCUUGGUUCAUCUCUGAGUAUUCCGAUAACGGAUGGAAAACUUGCCUUAGGAACGUGGCAAGGAGUUUGGUUUUGUGAGCAUAGAAAUAAUGCUGGAAGCAGAAAAUUAGUCAUUACUUUGACUGGUUGCCUUAGAGAUUCAACACGUAGUCCUUUAAGUCCUGUCAGUCCAAUUGCAUCUACAAGCAGCUAGGACUACUCUCACCCCCGAUGGCGUGAAAAAUCUCAAGAAUUCAUUUCGAGAUCUAGCGUAUCAAGCUAGCAGUCACUGAAUUUUUAUUUCAUCCUGAAGUAGACUUCUAGAAAGAGUAAUUGGGUACUUCAAAAAUAAUUAAAAAUGAAUAAACAUAACAAAUUUCUACUUAA
Messenger RNA from Chelonus insularis, 1234 nucleotides. RefSeq names its product UPF0047 protein YjbQ. The record is from RefSeq and is a predicted model, not a curated record. The transcript has 3 exons. Bases 294 to 1061 code for a protein of 255 amino acids. NCBI's taxonomy places the organism in Eukaryota, Metazoa, Arthropoda, Insecta, Hymenoptera, Braconidae.